AUGGCAGCCUUGGUGGCGGCAUACUCGGACAGCGACGAUGAUUCGGGGGACGAGUCGACGCAGGCGGUGACCGCGGUAAUGGGGGCGAAAGAGGUGGCAAAGGUAGCUCAGGCGACGCAGGCAGCCGAGUCACCGGUGGCUGCUCCGCGUCGAGGUGGCUUGGGUUUGCCGCCUCCACAGCACGGUGGCAAAGCUUCGAGUGCAUCAGUUGGCUUGCGAUUGCCGCCGCCCCGAGGCGCUACCGCCAGCACCGGCACCGAUGUCAGCGCCAAGCGCAAGGCCACAGUCACUGGUGGCGUGGCGCGUCGUGCCAAGAAAACCAACAUCUCGGACAAGCGCAAGCUCCUUCUCGCUGUGCCAGAACUUGAGGAUCCGGAUAGCGACGAGGAGGAUCCGUCCCACAAACCUGUUGCAGCCGACGCGCCAAAGGCUCGCAAUGUGAUCGAUCUGCUGCCCGCACCCAAAAGCGGCAAACCUUCGGGCCGCCUUGCUCUAGACACUAAAACCAUUGUCAAGAGCGAUGUGCCAGCGUCGCAAACUGAAGCACCACAGAGCAAGCCCGCAAGUCAGCUGGUACCCGCGUCUGUACUGCGCCGCCAGCGCCACCAGGCGGAUGCUUCAGCCAGUACCACCUCGGCCGCCUCCUUCCUGGACACGGAGGAAGCUGCUCAUGAUGAAGGUGGCUUUUUCAGCUUUGGCAACUCAGCUCCAGCGGCCACGGCCAAAUCAGCCGCCACAACACCGGCAACCAACCCGCCGCCUUCUGCAGCACCGCGGGCAACGCCCGCGGCGCCCGCAGCCCCAGUUCGAUACGGCUAUGGCCAAGCACAUGUCGCCAAUACAGCUCCACAGCCGCAAUCCUACGGUUACGGUCACGUGACUCCAAACUCGGCCUACGCCUACGGCGCCCCGGCCGCCCAGUACGCCGCUGUGGGUCAGCAACAAUCAAGCAUGGGGUCUGCGAGUGAAGCCGCUUACCACCAAUCUUUCGCGGCCCCACCAACAGACGAGAUGGCUGAUUUUGGAGGCGUUGAGCUUGCCAAACUGGUGAAACGAGAUCGAGGCAUGGGUGCCAACGUCAACAUUGUCGACUUCAACGAUAAGGAACGGCGAGAAGCCAACAACGAUUGGCGCCGAAGUGUAGCUGGCACCAAAGAGGCGCAGGCUCCCACCAAAACCCCAAACAUUGCGGGUUCUGCCAAGCAUCGAUCGCAGCUUAGCUAUCUGGCACAACAAGCGCAAGCUCAUCAGCAAGAAAUCUCAAACUUUUGGGCUGCCGGCCACGAGGCGCGCCGCAAUGCCAAGAUGCGCUAUGGUUUUUAG
Monosiga brevicollis MX1 is the source of this 1323-nucleotide messenger RNA. RefSeq lists its product as uncharacterized. The record is from RefSeq and is a predicted model, not a curated record. Gene Ontology annotation, cellular component: nucleus. Bases 1 to 1323 code for a protein of 440 amino acids. Lineage: Eukaryota; Choanoflagellata; Craspedida; Salpingoecidae. The transcript has 6 exons.